AUGGCUGUGGCCCUGGGCUGUGCAAUCCAGGCCUCCUUGAAUCAUGGCUCCACGCUUAAAGAGUAUGAUACUGAGUAUGAAGUCUUCCGUCAGCGCUUCAGGCAGUUCCAAUACCAAGAAGCAGCCGGGCCUCGUGAAGCUUUCAACAACCUCUGGGAGCUUUGCUGUCAGUGGUUGAAGCCAACGAUGCAUUCUAAGGAAGAAAUCUUGGAGCUGCUAGUGUUGGAGCAAUUCCUAACUAUUCUGCCCUCGGAGAUAGAGACCUGGGUAAGGCUGUACCGCCCAGAGAAUAAGGAAAGAAUUCUGGCACUGAUAGAAGACUUACAGAGAGAACUUGAGAUACCAGAGCAGCAGGUCGGUGGGCAGGAAAUGCUCUUGGAAGAACUGGCACCAGUGGGAACAACACACAUACCACCAGACAUCCAACUGGAGUCACCAGACAUCCAACUGGAGUCACCAGACAUCCAACUGGAGUUACCUGAGCUUCACGUCCUAGGACCUUCCCAGGAGGCCACAGUGACAGAGGAGUGGAUCCCACAGGCAGGGCCACAGAACCCGACAGAUGGUGAUGUUAGGGAAUGCCAGCCCUUUUCCGAGCCAGAAUAUCCCAUACCAAAUCCUGACCUGAGCUUCCCAUUGGAGCAUAGAGAAGAUCCACGGGUGAAGGAAUUACAGGACUCCAAAGAAACAAAACAAUUACUUUACUCCAAGAUAGAUUUUGAGAUUGGGAGAGAAAAUGAAGAAUAUUCUUCACAACAGAAAACAAUGGAGAAUACAUAUGCAUUUGUUUUUACUUUUGAGGGGAAUAUUUUCCGUGGUCCCAAUUUACAACAAGUCUGUGGACAAUUAGAAAAUCAAUGGGGAAAUCCCCCAAAGGAGUUACAGUUAUCAAAGCUUUUAGAUUAUCAGAAACACCCUCCAGGAGAGAAAUCUGAGAGCAACAACAUGGAAGAAUCUUUCAGUCUUGGACCGCAUCAGCAAGAGAAUGCAGGAAAGAAACUUCACCCAUGUUCUAAGUGUGGAAAAUGUUUUGCUCAGAGGUCACAACUUAAUGGGCACCAGAAAAUUCAUUCAGGAGAGCAACCUCACAAGUGUCCUGAAUGUGGGAAAAGCUUCCUUCAUAGUUCAGACUUUUACAGACACCAACGAUUUCAUACAGGGGAGAGGCCCUAUGAAUGCACCAUAUGUAAAAAGCGAUUCACUAGAAGGUCACACCUUACAGGGCACCAGAGAACCCAUUCUGAAGAAAAAAUAUUUAAAUGCCUUCAGUGUGGGAAGAGUUUCUGUUAUGGAGCAAGUCUUACGAGACAUCUGAAAACUCAUACAGGUGAAAAACCUCAUAGAUGUGGUACUUGUGGGAAAGGCUUUAUUCAACAGUCAGCUCUUACUUUGCACCAGAGAACUCACACUGGAGAGAGACCUUUUAAAUGUAAUUACUGUGAGAAAAGCUUUAAACAUAAGCCAACCCUUGUUAUUCAUUUAAGAAUUCAUACAGGGGAGAAGCCAUACGAGUGUAGCUAUUGUUCUAAAACCUUCAGACAGAGAUCAGGCCUUAUUAUGCACCAAGCCUUUCACUUUAGACAGGAGUUCUUUAAGAAAUGUUGA
Trichechus manatus latirostris (Florida manatee) is the source of this 1605-nucleotide messenger RNA. Its product is annotated as zinc finger protein 449-like. Gene Ontology annotation, molecular function: DNA-binding transcription factor activity, RNA polymerase II-specific; RNA polymerase II cis-regulatory region sequence-specific DNA binding. Lineage: Eukaryota; Metazoa; Chordata; Mammalia; Sirenia; Trichechidae. The record is from RefSeq and is a predicted model, not a curated record. Gene Ontology annotation, biological process: regulation of transcription by RNA polymerase II. Bases 1 to 1605 code for a protein of 534 amino acids. The transcript is spliced from 4 exons.